AUGCUGAGAAAUCCUGGGGCUUUUGACAGAGGGUCCUUGGUCGCCACAGGACCACAGAAAUCGAUUCAAUGGCCUCUGCCGUCUACAGCCCAGCACGGCCACAAGUUGGCCCUCUUUGGGCCUACCAGGUCCAUGGAUCGCGUUCCAUGGACCCAUCAGGCUUAUUGUCUCCUGCCUCCAGCAUGGCAACCUAGGUCAGUGGCCCUUGGUGAUUAUGCUAGUGACCACAUGAUGUAG
Paracoccidioides brasiliensis Pb18 is the source of this 237-nucleotide messenger RNA. RefSeq lists its product as uncharacterized. The record is from RefSeq and is a predicted model, not a curated record. The transcript has a single exon. The coding region runs from base 1 to 237 and encodes 78 amino acids.